AUUAUGCAGCUCUCCUUAAAAACAAAGAUUGACUCUAGAGGUGGGGAGAAGACUAUAUAAGGGCAGUUCCAUUUGUACGGGGAGUUAGUUAGUUAUCGAGAAAGUUAUGGAGUUAGUUAUUGAGAGAGUCAUUACGACUUGUACGUCGAGUCACACCAGGAUCGUGUAUCGUAUCGGAUUCGUCUUCCCGCGGCCGUGGAUUCGUAUCGAACCUAAGUUCAUUGUCAUCGGUCUCUCGUUUGUCCGAUUGCCGUCAUUACCUGUAACCUCUUGUAAUCAUCACCUCGGAACUAAUAACGAUCAGCGAGAAUACAUAACCACGAUGGUCAAUUCGAGUGAAGGUUCAUCAGACGCCCAUACUUCAAAAUCCUUCUCCAACAUAUAUAUAUAGCUGCUCGAUAAAGGGUCUCAAAUUAUAAUUGGGUAUUUUAUCUUAUUUAUUACUUACGCAUAUUGGAACAAAUCACAUGGAAUAGCUCUUUAUUUAGAAGUGUGUCAAUGAUCUUCUGUAACUUUUCAAUGACCUGUGCUAGUUUAAUAUUUUAUAUAUAAUAUCUCUAGUAUAUCUUGAAGUCCCUCUAGUUCAAACUAUUGGCCACUGAACCCUAAUUCUUUUAAUAAUGCGUGUAUUCUCAGAUACGUGCAGUACCAUUCAUAAGUUAUUGAAACUUAUACACUUAGUAGAAUUAAAAUGUUGAUAAAUAGUAUACUUAUAAUAGAUGUAAAAUUGUUAGAUUCGUAACAAAAACGACCCUCGUGAAAUUUCCAUCUCAUAGAAAUUCUGUAAUAUGAUGAGUAUUUUGUUAACGAAAAUUAAAUUGCGCUAUAUUUUGGAGAUUUUAUUAAUAAAACCUAUGUUCAAAAUUACUAUAAAGUAUCCCGCGCGGACAAGAAGUAUACAUCUAUUAUUUAAGUAUUAUAUAUAUUUAUAAUACUUCGUGCCUCGCCAAUGGAUUUUCAUUUAUAAUCUCGAGAGAUUUUUUUCGCACGAUAAGAUAAUAGCUAUCGGAAGGCGGUAAUGCGUUAUUAUAAUCGUGUCGUCGAUUAAACGAUAAUCUUCAGGCCGUGAAGCGGGAAAUGGCGCACGUUUGAAAGUUCAGUCGCUCAGGUAGUCACGUCGUGGAUAGUCGCGUGUUUCGCUCACGGCCGCGGAUGGAAUGCGUGUUUAAAUGAACCGGCUCGUCAGCGCACGUACCGAAGAUUAGCCCGUUCCGCUUCGUAGUUGCAACGACGAAGCACGUACGUGUCUUCCUCCAAACAUAAUUCUUCGUGUAAAUCUGUCAAUCCGUGAUCCUUUUAAAAAUUCCUUUGAAUUCCACACUCGCGAGUUAAAGUGCGUGGUGUUCGCUGAAAGUUUGAUCGCACGUUCAGCGCGUUCUAAACGAUCGAUACGCGACAGGAAAAACGGAAGAGGCAAAAUAAUCGCGAAAAACAAAUACGAUCUCAUCCGGUAGCAACGUAGCUGCCGAGGAAUUCGAUACGGUGACAUGUAAUGGUGAAACGUUUUGUGGACAUUUUUACUACGACUCGUCGACGAUUCCAUGCUCCUCGACGGAGAUAUCCGUGUUUCUUGCGGCCGAUCGACCGACUAACGAGCUUUCCACGCCUGUUUCUUCGAAGUGUAUAGCCUUAAGCGGAAAUUGUGACCACGAAUUGAUUCGCGGGUGAAAGGAAGGCCGAUCAAAACCACUUCCUUAAAAAUAUUGGAUCUCCGUGAAAAUAAGUUCUUUUGCGGUUUUCACCUCGUUCAGACGUUGUUAAUGACAGACUCUGCUUACACAGCGUUCGGAUAUUGCUGAGUUUCGAUAUUCAUGCGCGUCUUGUGGCUUCCGGCGUCGUCGCAUUAAAUAGAUCAACGCUUGAAUGGAAGUAGCAACAAGCAGAUUUUGAACUAUAACUAGUUAGAUAACGAAACAGAACUUUUGAAUUACAAACACGGACGCGUGUGGAUAAGAAUAGUUGCAAUUAUACGUAUGAAGUUGUAUCGUGAUAUGUGUUUAUAACUAACUGGAAGUCAUUAAAUACGUUCCUUUUUACUUCGAAGCUCGCAAGAUGAUUGUACGACACAGUUAUUGCGUUCUCAUGGCAUAAGUAUAAUCAAAUUAUCCCAUUUCAUCACCGCAGAAAGAUGUAGAGGGACACGUACGAAAAAUGGAGAGUCCUUUAUGUGAUUUCAACGAAUUCACUUGAAGCGCCAACACACUGAAAUUUUCUUUGUCUUUGGAAUCGUGUCAAGCUCGUCGAUCGAAUUUUUACGAAAAUGGAAAACAUGGAGGAGCGGUCCCCGCUGUUGGAGAGGAAACUAAGUACCUCGACGAAAAUCGCUUAUGCUUUGGGACACAUUUUCAACGACCUUACUGCCGCCAUGUGGUUCUCCUACACCCUUAUCUAUUUUCAAAGGGUGGCCCUGCUGGAACCGAUUGUCGCUGGUGCACUCUUACUUCUAGGUCAAAUCGUGGAUGCCUUCAUGACUCCCAUCUUCGGAAUACUGGUCGAUCAGUACCUAAAGAAGAAGAUUUGGCACAUAAUCGGCUCGGCGAUGGUCACGCUGUCGUUUCCAGUGAUCUUUGGUGGCUUUAGUAAACCGUCAAGCACAAGUAUCAUGCUCGUCUACGUGUCCAGCAUCGCUAUAUUUCAAACUGGCUGGGCGGCCGUACAGAUAUCGCAUUUGUCCAUGAUCCCAACGUUAACGAAUUCACUGCUGGCACGAGCAGAUUUAACUGCAAUAAGGUAUUCCGCUCAAGUUGGAGCAGCCGUUGCGGUGUUCGUCGUUACGUGGAUUGUUCUACCCACGAACGAAGAAGCGAUGGUGCGAUUGGCUGAACAGGAUAGUUAUAAAUUUAGAAAUAUCGUGUUCACUUUAACAUCGAUCGGUCUGGUGGCUACUACGCUCUUCCACGUAUUUCUAAAAGGGAACCUCUUAGAGAAUUCCUAUUUGCACAAAGGAAAUAUAGAAGAAGCUAGAAGAUUAUUCGAUAGUUCGCAAAACGAUCGAAACUCCUGGGUCGGUACGUCAAUUUUGUUAAGAGUGGCUAUGUUGUACGUGGCCAGUAGACUCUUCAUUACGUUGGCCACCGUGUAUUUGCCAUUAUACAUAGAGGAAACCGAUGUUGAUGGAAAACAGGCACUAGCUACCGUUCCCUUGGUCUCCUACGUAUCUUCGUUUAUCGCUGCUUUGUUGUUAAAAUAUAUUAAUAAAUCAUGCGGGACAAAGGUAUGUUAUUUAUUGGGCACUUUAAUUGGAAUACUUUCUGCAGUAAUUACGGAAUAUGGAGGAAGUUCAGCGGCAGUUAUAUACAGUGUCGCAAUUCUAAUUGGGAGUGGAAGCUCGAUUACAAUGGUUACGGCAUUAAGUGUGACUGCAGAGAUAAUUGGCCCACGAACGGAACGAAGCGCUAUCGUCUAUUCGAUCGUGACUUUCCUCGAUAAAGUGGUUACAGGACUGGUUGUCAUUUUUAUUGAGAGAUGGAGGUGCACGCAACCGGAGCUUUGUCCAAAUUACAACAGAGACACCUUGGCCCUUGUUUGCGUUCUCUCCAUGUCCUUGGGGCUCGUCACGCUAUUUUCUGUUUCACGAUGUUUAACUUAAAGAUGUUGAUAAGAAUUUCAUAAGACAGCAAAGAUCGUUUCUACUCCUGUGAUCCUCACAAGUCUCAUCUUAUAACCAAAAGUCAUUUCAUUUUCAUAUUUGCUUACCUUCACGCAAAGAAACGUACUGCCAAUGAAAUUUUUGCGAUAAAGCUGUAUAACACGUUGUUAAAAAAAGAAAAAGAAAAUAAAAAAAGAAAGAAGACCUUA
This is a messenger RNA of Bombus pyrosoma, 3798 nucleotides long. RefSeq names its product major facilitator superfamily domain-containing protein 12-like. The transcript is spliced from 8 exons. Gene Ontology annotation, molecular function: symporter activity. Gene Ontology annotation, biological process: carbohydrate transport. Gene Ontology annotation, cellular component: membrane. The coding region runs from base 2261 to 3589 and encodes 442 amino acids. The record is from RefSeq and is a predicted model, not a curated record. NCBI's taxonomy places the organism in Eukaryota, Metazoa, Arthropoda, Insecta, Hymenoptera, Apidae.